Helianthus annuus (common sunflower) is the source of this 732-nucleotide messenger RNA. RefSeq lists its product as uncharacterized. The coding region runs from base 1 to 732 and encodes 243 amino acids. Lineage: Eukaryota; Viridiplantae; Streptophyta; Magnoliopsida; Asterales; Asteraceae. The record is from RefSeq and is a predicted model, not a curated record. The transcript is spliced from 3 exons.
AUGGCCCCGUACGAGAUGCUAUAUGUUAGAAAAUGUAGAACCCCGGUGUGUUGGGGUGAAGUGGGUCCACAUGAACUGGCCCAUAAUGACGUAGUUCAAGCAACUAACGAGAAAUUUGAUGCGGUACGAGCCCAUUUGAAAGCGGACCAAGACAGACAAAAGUCUUAUGCCAAUAAAAGAUGGAAACCGAUUGAAUUUCAGGUGGGCGACAGGGUUAUGCUGAAAGUAUCCCCGUGGAAGGGCAUUAUCCGAUUCAGAAAAAGAGGGAAACUAAUCCCGAGGUUUAUCGGGCCAUUUAAAAUCAUUGAACGGGUUGGCAAUGUGGCAUAUCGCCUUGAAUUACCGGAAGAAUUGAGUGGAAUCCAUGGGACGUUUCAUGUGUCACAACUCCGAAAAUGCUUAGCUGAAGAAAUGGCUUAUAUCCACUACGAUGAUAUCGAGGUGGACAAUAGCCUUAACUAUGCGGUAAAGCCAAUUGAGAUUUUGGAUCAGAAGGUUAAGGAUUUCCGAAAUAAGAGAAUCGAUCAAGUAAAGAUCAAGUGGGAGCAUAGAAAGGGUUCGGAUACUACGUGGGAAUCCGAAGAGGAGAUGCAACGUCUCUACCCAACAUUAUUUGUUCCCGAGGUAUUAUCUGUUUGUAACAGCAGUGGUUCAGCAUCUACAGUGGAUUCAACAUCUACAGUAGAUUCAACAUCAGGUGUUUGGCUUCUAUAUGAUUUUGAGGUUGAUUGA